This is a messenger RNA of Closterium sp. Naga37s-1, 3687 nucleotides long. NCBI's taxonomy places the organism in Eukaryota, Viridiplantae, Streptophyta, Zygnematophyceae, Desmidiales, Closteriaceae. The record is from the annotation of a GenBank genome assembly.
AUGAGGAGAAGUGCGAGUGUGGGGGGAGGACUGUGUGAUGAUGGCCGUGCUGGUGUGGCUGGCACGAGUGAUGUUGGUGGUGGGAAUGGUAUGGGUGGUAUGGGUGGUAUGGGUGGUAUGGGUGGUGUGGGUGGUGGGGAUGUUAUGGUUGGUAUGGGUGGUGGGGAUGUUAUGGGUGGUAUGGGUGGUAUGGGUGUUGGUGCUGGCAUGGCUGGUGGUUCUAAUGUUGCAUCUCAUGAGCAGCAGCAGCAGCAGCAGCAGCAGCAUGUAAAGCACCCCCUUUUGCGUUCUCGUAUGGGUCAACCUCUGGGUGAUUCCACAGAGAUGGGCAAUGAUGAUUCACAGGGGUUUGCCUUGAGGAGACGUGCGAGUGUGGGGGGAGGAGAGUGUAAUGAUGGCCGUGCUGACGUGCCUUGUGUGGCUGCGACGAGUGGUGUUGGCAUGCAUGGUAUGGGUGGUGGGGAUGGCAUGGGUGGUGGGGAUGGGUUGGGUGGUGGGGAUGGUAUGGAUGGUGGGGAUGGUAUGGAUGGAGGGGAUGGUAUGGGUGGUGGGGUUUGUAUGAGUGUUGGUGCUGGCAUGGCUGGUCGUUCCGCUAGGUUUCCUGUGAUAUGUUGGAGUGGCACUGAGAUGAACAACACUCUAGCUAAUGCGGCAACCGGAGCUGUGGGAAGCGGUGGUGUGGGAAGUGGUGGUGUGGGAAGUGAUGGAGUGCGACGAGAUGGAGUGGGGAGCGGUGGAAUAAGGAGCAACUUGAUGUGGGACAGGAGUGCCAAUAAGGGGAGUGACAGCACCGAAUGGGGAGAUGCAGCCAUGGGGGGUAGGGCACUCUCGUGUGGAGCUUGGGGGGGUGGAGUUUUGAAGAGUGGAGCGUUGCGGAGUGGAUUGGUGGGAGCAGGGGCUAUGGGGGGGAAAGACUUGCGUGCUGAAGCUGUGCAAUCCAGUGCUCUGCCGGCUGGCGCGGUGCAGACAGGAUUGCAGGCUGGCGCUGUGCAGACAGGAUUGCAGGCUGGCGCUGUGCAGACAGGAUUGCAGGCUGGCGCUGUGCAGACAGGAUUGCAGGCUGGCGCUGUGCAGACAGGAUUGCAGGCUGGCGCUGUGCAGACAGGAUUGCAGGCUGGCGCUGUGCAGACAGGAUUGCAGGCUGGCGCUGUGCAGACAGGAUUGCAGGCUGGCGCUGUGCAGACAGGAUUGCAGGCUGGCGCUGUGCAGACAGGAUUGCAGGCUGGCGCUGUGCAGACAGGAUUGCAGGCUGGCGCUGUGCAGACAGGAUUGCAGGCUGGCGCUGUGCAGACAGGAUUGCAGGCUGGCGCUGUGCAGACAGGAUUGCAGGCUGGCGCUGCUGUUGGUGCACGCAGCACCGCUCGUGCAUGGCAGCAGAUACCUUCUCCAAGGAAACGCCCCAGAGACGCUGCAGGUAUGGUGGAGGACUGGCUGGGUGAGGCCCGCUUGGGGCUUCGUGCUGCAGAGCCUAUUCCCAGUGCCCGUGCUGGUGCAGAGAAGCAGCAGCUUCUUCGUGAGGCACCUCAACAACAGGAGCCUGUUUUCGAGGUACCUCAACAACAGGAGCCUGUUUUCGAGGUACCUCAACAACAGGAGCCUGUUUUCGAGGUACCUCAACAACAGGAGCCUGUUUUCGAGGUACCUCAACAACAGGACGAGCUAGGUGCGCUUCCCUUGGGGCUUCGUGUUGCAGAGCCUAUUCCCAGUGCCCGUGCUGGGGCAGGGAAGCAGGAGCCUGUUUUCGAGGUGCGCCAGAAGCAGGACGGGCUGGUUGAGGUUCCCUUUGGGCUUCGUGCCGCGGAGAUUCCUUGCAGUUCUCGUGAGGCCGGUGCUGCAGAGAAGCAGGAGCGAGAAGCUUUACGGGAUAGCCUGCAAGACACUAAUAGAUUCCUCCAGCACCAGCAGUCAGCCCUUGGGCAUGCGAGGGGAGCUGAUGCGGUAAACAAUGCUUUGGGAAGCGGUGCUGUGGGAAGCAGUGCUGUGAAAAGUGGUGCUGCGGGAAGUGGUGGUGUGGGGAGCGGUGGAAUGCGGAGCAACUUGAUGUGGGGCAGGAGUGCCAUGAUGGGGAGUGACAGCACCGAAUGGCCAGAUGCUCUCACGGGAGGAAGAUCCCUCCAGGGUAGAGCUUUGGCAGGUGUGGCGUUGGCGGGUGGUGCUUCACGGAACCAAGUUUUGGGGACUGCAGCUUUGGGGGGUGGAGCUUUGGGGGGUGGAGCUUUGGGGGGUGGAGCUUCGGGGGGUGGAGCUUCGGGGGGUGGAGCUUCGGGGGGUGCAGCUUCGGGGGGUGCAGCUUUUGGUGGUGGAGGUUGGCGGAUUGGAUCCUUGGGAGCUGGUGUUCUAGGGGCAGGAGACAUGCAUGCUAGUGCUAUGCAAUCGGGUGCUGCAGUUGGCGCUGCAGUUGGCACACACAGCGCCUCUCACAGAUGGCAGCAGCAGGUCCCAUCCCCCCGGAAACGCCUCAGGGACACUGCAGGCAUGGUGGGGGAGCGGUUGGGUGCCGAUCCUUUGGGGCUCUGUGGCACAGAGUCUAUUCCCGGGCCUAUUCCCAGUGCUCAUGGGGAGAAGCAGCAGCUUGUUCUUGAGGCGCCCCAAAGACAGGACUGGCUGGGUGUGGUCCCCUUGGGGCUCGUGCUUUCCACAGUGCCUAUUCCUGGUGCUCGUGCUGCUACAGUGAAGCAGGAGGGGUCGGUGGCAGGGGAAAUCCUAGGUGUGUGUGGACCAAGCCAGCAGUACCCGGCGUCUUCACUGCUGUCCCCUUUACUUAUAUCUGCGCACCCCGCUGCUGCUGGCACUCGUGCUGUUGCUGCUGCAGAGAAAGAGUGGCAGGUGGUGGCAGGAGCAGGGCUGGGAGAGAGUAGAGCAAGCCAGCAGCGCCAGGCACAGGCGCCACUCUCCCCCUUGCCUCAAUCCACUCAACCCAUCGGUGCUGGCACUCGUGACGGGCCCAAGAGGCAGCAGCAGGAGCGAGAGGCUUCAGGGGAGAGCCCAAGGGGCAUUGGAAGAGUCCAGAAGCACCUGGCACAGGCGCCACUCUCCUCCGUGCCUCAAUCCACAGGCCCUACCGGUGCUGGUGGUGGUGGUGCUGCUGCUGCUGCAGAGAAGCAGGAGCAGGAAAUCUCAGGGGAAAGCCCAAGGGGCAUUGAAAGGUUCCUCCAGCAGCAAACAUUGUUGGCCCCACCCCCAGUCGUGGAGCGCAGGAGGGGUCAGAUUAACCCAAAGCCACUCUUAUCCCCUGAUAGUGCCAGGGGUUACCACUGGCAGCACCAACUGUCAAUUUCCCCUAACAGUAGCGAGUGUUACUGGCAGCACCAGCCAUCACGCUCCCCUGAAAGUGAGAGUGCAAGGAGUUACCGCAACCAGCCGUCACAUUCCCCCGAGGAUGAGAGUGCAAAGAGUUAUCGGCUCCACCCAUCAGGCUCGCCGGACUUGAGCUCUUUCCAGCGCAUCACCCUCGUCAGCCUGCCUCGCUCCUCCGCCAUUCAACCCCCUUGCUCCAGUUCUCCCCUUUCCAACACUCCUCAUACGGUCGACUCAGUCCUCCUCCCAGCGAGCCUCUCCCCUCCAACAUGCCCCCCCACUACACCGUGCCUCCUCCCUCUGACGUACCUCCACUGUCUGACAUCCCACCUGCCCCCAACAUCCCUGCAGCCACCCACAUUCCCAGCAGCACGAGCUCUCCUUUGCUAG